AUGAGCUGCCGACGGUCCCGUUUCACUCUCUCGCCGUCGAUAUCAUGUCUACUGCUGCUGCUGCUGCUCUUCUUCUCUACUGUCUCUGUCACUCGUGCCCAGAGUCUGUCGGCUGUCACGGUCCUUCCGUCCAAUAACUCGCAGGAUCUUGUCUGGACGGGGAUCCUUCGAUUCAACUUGCGCAGCACACAGGUUGAGCUUCCGUCAGUGGUCGAUUUGGCACCUUUGACCCGGUCGCUCGUCGCCUCCGACCAGAGUAGCUUCACAAAGUUCGGCGUCACAGGAGAUCUAGUGAAUGUCGAUGCCUCCAAUUCCGCAAAUCUGAAGAGUGGUCAAAUCGCGUAUAUCAGUUGUGAUAAUUCCGCCUACCCUGGAAAUAUAGGCCCUGGCGCGACCGUCGCGAACGUGAUCACAUCCCACCAAGCCGCUGCCAUCCUGCUGUAUAGUUCCCAGUCGAACCACUGCAACUUCACCGCGGAUGCCUCCUUGCCCUCCUAUCAGAACAUCUUCACAGUCUUGAUCUCGGACAGCAGCCUCCAGAUCAAGCAACACAUUGAUUCAGGGAAUAGUAGUGGCUCGACCAGUAUAGUGCCGGACAUGUCGACGGUCAGCACGGCUCAGCCGUCCGGCGGCUCUGGGGACAACGGGGAUACUGGAAGCCCCAAUAAUGCCAUGAUAAUCCUCUAUAGUAUCACCGGAGUCAUCACCGCACUCUUCCUAUGCAUCAUCAUCACCGGAGCCGUUCGUGCCCAUCGACAUCCCGAGCGAUAUGGCCCUAGAAGGACGGCAGGUCGACCACGGCAGAGCAGAGCACGAGGCAUAGCACGGGCUAUGCUGGAAACGAUACCCAUAGUCAAGUUUGGUGAUCCUUACGAGGCAUCUGAUCCCGCCAAAGCAGAUAUCGAAAUGGCAUCGGGCAGUGAAGAGGAGGGAGGAGACGCUUCUCCGGAAGGAAGGAAAUCUGCUUCGGGUCAGGAAGCUAUCGAGAUGACUGGAUCCGGUGCGGAUGCGACGAAGUCGACUGAUGUGGAGAAGGCGCCUCAGGCCGCCGCCAAAACGACCGGCUCCUCUGGCCCAGAACAGAACGCCCAGGAAUCUGGGAACUAUUCCUGCCCGAUCUGUACGGAUGAUUUUGUUAAAGGACAAGAUCUGCGAGUGUUGCCUUGUAACCAUCAAUUCCACCCCGAAUGUGUUGAUCCGUGGCUCGUCAAUGUGUCUGGAACCUGUCCGCUCUGCCGUAUCGAUCUCAACCCUGCACAGGCUGAGGAAGAUGGCCCGGAAACAGAACACGGGGACAACGCGGCUCCUGUGGACCAUCAGGGCGCCGAGCAAGCAGCAGAUGUCCCGAACACGCGACACAAUCGCUUGUCCUCAUACUUCCACAAUACGCUGAAUGUCCGACGGAUGCGAGAGGCGUCCGUAGAGGAGCGGAUUGCUACGUUACGACGGUUCCGACAGGCCAACCGUGACAGUGCAAAUGCUGAGACUGCGGAAGAGACGGAAAACCGACGAAACUGGCUCACGUCUCCACUCCGUGAUCGAUUCAGAAUACGAACGAGGCAACAUGAUGGGCCAUCUACUGCACCAGCAUCAGAAUCUUGA
Molecule: messenger RNA, 1602 nt
Organism: Paecilomyces variotii
Lineage: Eukaryota; Fungi; Ascomycota; Eurotiomycetes; Eurotiales; Thermoascaceae
Product: RING finger domain protein
Exons: 4
Coding region: 1-1602 (533 amino acids)
Source: RefSeq, a predicted model, not a curated record